Messenger RNA from Protopolystoma xenopodis, 513 nucleotides. The record is from the annotation of a GenBank genome assembly. NCBI's taxonomy places the organism in Eukaryota, Metazoa, Platyhelminthes, Monogenea, Polystomatidea, Polystomatidae.
AUGCGUUUUGGUACAAACGCCCGACAUCAUAAAAUGUACGCAAAUACCAAACAUGCCCGCUUUCACGUCCAACCAUAUCCGAUGCAUACGCUUGUUUAUGGCACAAAAUGCACCUUCUGGCUUGAAGCCAGCGGUUCCGAGACGACCAGCGAGACGAAGCCCAAUCCCUCCGGCCUCCUAGUCCGUCUGCCCGGCGUCGGGGCCGACACUUGUCUGCCGCUCCGUCAGCCCACUCCGACAAUCGCCUCGGCGCCGGCUCUUCCCUCCAGACCGUUGACCGGCUCGCAGACCGGCGGUCAGCUCCACCCGAAGGCUCCACCGUCGCAGCCUCCGGCGCCGGCCGAGACGUGCCGAAGCGCCGCAGGCGCUGGCCUCCGUCUCUUGCAGACCCGAGCCGGCCUCGCCGAUCUGCGGCACGAGGUGAAUGUGCUCAAGCGGACUCAAACGGUCAACGCGGCCUCGGUCAAGGCGGAGUCGAACGAGGCGAUGGUCAGGAUUCAGGUGCGUCACUGA